GAAGGUUUAGCACAAUCACUGACUUUAGUUGCAUCAAUUGCAUUUGCUUCUCUCUUUGCAACUAAAUCUUUUUUCCUUGAAACUUCUUUCAUCUUUCUAGACAAGUUUUCCUCACUCUUCGUUUUUAAUAUGGUGCGAUCAUAAAAUCACUUCCGAAUAGGCAUAUAACAUCUUUCUAAUUUAUUACUGGAGUGAAUUGAAGUGAAGUUUUCCAAAAUAGCCAUUUGUUGGUAUUAUAUAUGCCUGAAAAUUUCAUGUUCCUGCUAGUUUUCUUAUGAAUGCCAUUGGUUCAUUUUAGUACAGCCCAAUAUGUAUUCAAAACCUCAUUUGAAGGCCUUUGAAAGCCCUGUGUGAGUAAGGUCAUAGGGGUUUCAUAGAUUAAGGGUUAGGGUGCCUUGGUGAAAAUCAGUGUUUUCAAUUUGGAUUUUAAAUUCAUGUUCUUUUUUUUUGGGUAAAAUAGUGAGAAAAUGUCAACUUCAAAACAAGCAGUUAAUGAGACUGCAAAAUGGAGCCAAGCAAAUGUAGACACCCUUAUUUUUCUGAUGGUAGAGGAAGUUAAGAAAGGAAAUAGGACUACUUCGACUUUUAAUAAAGCUGGUUGGAACAACAUUGCCAAUAACUUCAAAGAAAAAACUGGGGUCAACUAUGCCAUUAUACAGUUGAAGAACAAAGUGAGCAAACUGAGGCAGGAUUAUAGUCAGUUUAAGAAGCUAUUGGAGACAACUGGUUUUGGUUGGGAUACUGCUUCAAGAACUUGUACUGUUGAUGAUGAAUCCAUCUGGGAAUCGCAUAUUAAGGAUAACCCUACUUGGGCACGAUAUAAGAAGCACGGACUACCACAAUGGCUAGAACUAUGUAUGGUAUUUGGUGAUACAUAUGCAGACGACGAAGGAAGUGGGACUCAAACAACCGUGUUGGAAACUAUGGGGGCUGAUGAUGCUAGGAAUAUGAUUGAGUCUUGUGAUGAGUCAAGUUCCGCUGAUGAAGUUACUCCAUUAGGUGACACUCAAACUGAAGCAGUGGAAAAAAGGCUAGCUACUAAGCAUAGGCAUGAUAGGACUCCAAAUACAAAAAGGAGGAGGAGCAAGUCUAAUGAUUGGUCAAUGGCAUGCAAGGCAAUUCAAGAUAUGAGUAAAUCAAGGGUAGAACGAGAUGCGAGCAUGUCCACUGCUUCAACCCAAAAUGCGGAACAGAUGUACGGGAUUACUAGGGCCAUGGAGGUGCUUGAGUCAGGAUAUGAGUUAGAUGAAGCACUAUACGAGAAAGCACUUCGGAAGUUAAUGGCUGACCCGCAAUGGAGAGAAGCAUUAAUUUUCCUGCCCUCCUCAUCGGAAGUCAAUACUCCUUCCUACCCUUCAGUAGUUUGCUUCUUGAAAAGUUCUUUUAAUUAGAUAGAUUGAUAACUCUACUUGGAUUGUGCCUUAACACUACUUUUAACUUUGAUGGUUUGCUAUGUUUUCUUUCACUUUUUAAGAUGUUAUGGAUGACUGUGUCUUGACUUUUUUUUAUAACUGUAGUAUUUGAUGUCCUUAAUAUUUGUUCAUUGUACCUUGACACUACUUUUAACUUUGAUGGUUUGCUAUGUUUUCCUUCA
This is a messenger RNA of Macadamia integrifolia, 1594 nucleotides long. RefSeq lists its product as uncharacterized. The record is from RefSeq and is a predicted model, not a curated record. The coding region runs from base 468 to 1391 and encodes 307 amino acids. Lineage: Eukaryota; Viridiplantae; Streptophyta; Magnoliopsida; Proteales; Proteaceae. The transcript has 2 exons.